Messenger RNA from Paramuricea clavata, 2998 nucleotides. Lineage: Eukaryota; Metazoa; Cnidaria; Anthozoa; Malacalcyonacea; Plexauridae. The record is from the annotation of a GenBank genome assembly.
AACUCCCAAGAAGAAACAUGAAGGCUUUCUCCAGCAAGAGAUUUGUACUUGUCAUCUGUGUUUGUCUUAUUCUGAAUGGUAACAUCGCUUCCGCAGUAAGUGUUUUUUAAAUUAUAGAUCAUAUUGGCAACGAGUUUUACUUGUAGCAAUCAUCAUCAUCGAGUUUUAAACAAAUCAUCAAAUGAAAUCAUCAAAUCAAAAAAUCAUCAAAUCAAAUCAUCAAAUCAAAAAAUCAUCAAAUCAAAUCAUCAAAUCAAAAAAUCAUCAAAUCAUCAUCAUCGAGUUUUUGCAAACGCUUGCAGUUUGAGCUUGAAUGCCUCCUGUGACAAUUACGAGACUGCCAACUCUCAUCAACUAUCAUGCAGUCUUCGUUCGACCGGGGCUUCGUCAAAAAGCAACUGACGCGAUGGCAAAGAAAAAUUUUACGCCUUUAACCUUUGAGACAAUAAAGUAUAUAAAUAAACUUGUCAUUUCAAACAUGUAAUGUGUCAGUCUCUCCUCCGCAGAGGCUUGUGAGAGGUAGUUAGUGUAAAGAUGCUUUUCACAUAUUAAGAAUAUGAAGCCGGAGUAGUCAACGACAAUCUGCCGUUGCCGGUAAUGGCGUUGCCUCGCUCAACCAUGAAGUUUUGAUGAACUCCCUAAACCUCUAUGGCUGUACACGGGCGACAAACCUUUGGAAAAUAAGACAACAAAAUGGACUGCUUUAGUAUGUAAAACUGUAAUUUAAAAUAAAUCUUUUGACUAAGAAAAGGAAUAUAUAAGUUGACAAAGAUUCGUUGACCUUUUCGAAGAGUCUUCGCUCGUAAGUUCAAGACUUCAAGUGUCCCCACAUUUGAGUGUUUACACGUUUUUAUUUUAAAUUGUAGUGGUUAGGGGCUAUAGGAGCUGUAGCCGGUGGUGUUGGUGCAGUUUUAGUGGCGCCUGCUGCGCCGAUUUACGGCGGUUUUUGCUUUGCUUUGCCCGGUACGCCUAUGAUGAACACCCCUACUUAAUUUUUAUUUACCGCUGAAGUAGAGGUGAACUUAAUUAAUUUGUAAAAAGGUAAAGUGCCUCGCAUGGGAUUUCGAGUCCCAUUUGCACUCAUGCCGUUUGAUAUGUCUUGUUUUACUGUCCAAUAAAAUUCACAAUAAUGAACCUUGUGUGAAACUAUCCGUAUUCUGGCUGGAUAGCAAUAACUGACUAUCCGGUUUAAACCGAUUCUUUGUGAAAUCAACAUUUUACUCAUGUAAGCUGUUGUGGUGACAAAGAUGGCGGUACUGGAGCGAAAGAAAGCGAAAGUAUACAAACAACGCAGUCAGCCAAGAAGCGCUAGGAACGAGAAUGAUGAUACGUUUAAAACCAAUUGCACCAAUUGUAAAAGAGAACGUGUCAAGUUUUUUGCAGAAAUGCUUCACCAAGAAUACACCCUUCCAGAAAGUACGUCACUUUGGUUAUAGAGCCGCCUCGUUUUCGUGUAUGUGACAUUAGUUCAAGCCUAAUGCCCCAAUCACGAAAACGAGGCUCUAUAGCUCACGUGACGUAUUUUCUGGAAGGGUGUAUUGCGUUUGAAUAUGCGUGGAACAGUCAUUUUGCAUACAAACACAUUUUGCAGUGUUUCAGUCGAGGAAGUGAAACAGGCAGCGUUUUGAAUUGUAAAGAAGAAAAGCGAUUAACUCGAACUCACAAGAAGAAACAUGUGGUUUUCAUUGAAUCAUGGUCCUCUGGGUUUUGGAUUCGACAUUCCCGUAGUAAGUGUUUCUAAAACUACAAAUAUUGGCAGCGAGUUUUACUUGUUGUAGCAAUUAAUAAAAGUGCGUCACUGCAUGUACUACCAAUACGGCCAAAACGCUUGCAGUUUGCAUACUAUCAUGAAACGUUUCAAGACUAUGCAUUCAUCUGAUUAAACCUCGGCCCAUAUACUCUGUGUGUCAGUUUUGAUCGGUUCAAUGUUAUUGUUCAUUUUUAAAUACAUUUUAUGGAAACUGUCCAUUGAAUAACUUCAAAACUUGCUUGGGUAGUAAUUUGUCAGUAACAUUACUAACACUUUACCUUAUACUGAGUUGGUACUGGUCGCCAAGUUAAUAUAAAGGUAAAGUGUUUUAAAUUGCUCUCUUGGGGACGAGGAUGAAAGAAUCUGAAUGAAUGAGGUACGGCCAAAACGCUUACAAUUUGCACACUAUGAAACGUUUCAAGACUAUGCAUGGACUGCUAUAUCUGUCUUCUUAAGUCCCGCUUGAAACGUCUAUUAAGUACAUAUUAGUUUUAUAAUAACAAAAGAGUGCUUCCUUCGACAAACUUCUUCAAUCUGUUGCCGGAGCGUUGCCGUGGUCACGAGCCGUGAAAAUUAUGUACAUGACUAACAGUUUGAACACGACGGCGUACUAGAUUGCUGAGGGUGCAAAUUAUAGUAGCCUUUAUCUUAGAGUUACUGUCGCGUUGCCGUUGUAUUUGACAAGCCCUUUGUUGCAAGGCAAUAAGAACAAAAUGGAAUAAUGAUUUAAUAUACUUAAUAUGUUAAAACUGUAAUUCAAAAUAAAUCUUUUGACUAAGUAAAAGAAUAUAUAAUAUGUUGACGAAGACUCUUGUCUAUAUAUAUAGCCGCGUCUCCGCAGAGGUCGCGUCUUGCGUUGCGCUGAUUUUCUCGAAGGAUCUUUGCUCGUAAAGUUCAAGCUAGUGUCCCAUAUUUGAGUGUUUACACUUUUUCAUUUUCCAGACACCCCGGACUGUAGGUGGAGCUUUAGUUGGUGGUGUUGUAACAGCUGCAGCGGCCCCUGUUAUCUUGGGAGUAGCUGGUUUUACUGGGGCUGGCAUAACAGCAGGUUCGCUUGGAGCAUUCAUGAUGUCUGCAUUGGCACCGACUGCCGUUGGUGGUCUUGUAGCAACUCUUCAAUCUGUUGGUGCAGCAGGAUUGGGUUAUGGAGGGUAUCUUGUAGCAGGAAUUGCUGGAGCUGUCGUCACCGGAGGGACCGUCGGCGCUAUUUGCGAAAAUUCAAAUUCAAAAAGAAAUUGAUGAUAUUAG